AUGGCGCUUGCUACGCCUGCGACGUUGCCGCCACAAAUCACGAAAAAUGAUAUUUCGCUGUCUGAUGUUAAAGACUGUCUCACAGAAUAUACUUUAGAAGACAAAGUUGAAGCUUUGAAAAAUACCCUCGUCCACAAUGAAAAACAUAAACACGAACUACUAUCAUGCAGGAAUAUAAUGCGCGAUACUAAAAACAAAACUGGGGUAAAAGAAUGUCUACAAGCAAACCAAGAAACACCAUUUCAAACGCUUAUCUCUGAAUUAAGAAACACUGUGAUGAAUAGUUACUGGAAUAAUGAAGUUGGUAGAACACGCUAUCAGGUUCCAAAUCUUCCGGUGGGUAUGAACCCAUUGGAAACAACUUUUGGGAAAAAAAUUGAAUCUGAAGCAACUAUGGCUGAAUUACUUCAAGCAAAAACAAGUCAAAUUGAUAUUUUAAACAAAGAUGUUCUUGCAAUGUAUAAAAAAAGUCAUAACAGUUAUCAGCCUGGAGAGCAAAUUAAGAGACACUAUAAAGAACCAUUCGAUCAAAGUCUCGUAUUUGGGAAAUCAAAAAAUAUUAAUAUUGAUGGGUCGCGAGUAAAAAAGCUACUAACAUGGAUCAAUUCUGAUCCUACCGCAGUAGUUAAUUCUAUUUUAGCAGAUUUUAUGGAACAUUCACAUUCUCGGGUUGGAGAAGUAAGGAAUAUCAAGAAUGCAUAUUUAUAUACGUCUAUGAUACAUGGUAAAGCAAAUGAAAGAAAAGAAACAGAUCAAAUGGCAACUGUUUUAAAUAACUGCUCUAUAAACAAUGAUGUAACGUUGCAACAAAAAUACUUGCAAUACAUAAACAGUUUACGCCAAAAACUUAAAAAACGCAUUCCAGAAAUUCCAUUUUUAGAUAUUUACGAGGAUUUGUUGUGUCUUGAUAAAGAUUAUGUGGGAAACUUACCAGAAGACAAUGUUAUUUCUACGUUAGCUAAAUACAAAAUACAUAUAAAUAAAGUACUUUUAACACCACUAUUGGAUCUCCUUCAAAUACGUAAAAAAAAUAAUGUGAAUUACAAAGAAUUACUAAAUCUGUUAAAUUGGAAAUACGAUUUUCCUACAUUACCAAAAGUAGAAAAGAUACCUAUAGAAUGUCAAUACUAUAGUACUACAUAUAAAGAGACAAUAGGAAAUAUGGAUGGAAUAGAUACUACAAAUAUUCCUACAGCAGGAAUUUCGUCUGGAGAUUUUAAAGAUAGGACUUCUGCUUACAGCCUUAUAUUUCCAAACGUCUUCACAAGACAUGGUCUAAGUCAUACAGACCUCUUCAAACUUAGAAGCAAAGAAGAAAUAAGAAAUAUAUUUGAAAAUAUUGGAGUUGAAUUUUCUGAUAACAGUUUUGAUUUGCUGUGGGAAAAAGGAUUAAAACAGGAUGGCACAGACACUCUAUCUGUUGAAACAUUUAGGUCCUUACUUGACCAACACGAUUCAAUGAUUAACAAAAUAAAUUAAUAAUCUGUACUGUAUGUUUAAAUAGUCUCUUAUAUUCGAAGUGUAACGUUCAUUUCAACUAUAUACAUAAAUAUAAAUUUUCUGUACUUUUUGUACACUGUGUAGUAAGUUUUGAGAUCAUGUCGAACAAGUAUUAUGAAAUCUAUUUCUACUGUAUUAUAUCUUUCUCUAAGUUAUACAAUUUUUUUGCAAAUAUCAUUUUUUCCCUAUGAUUUAAAAUUAUAAAGAUAUAAAGAUGUGUAUUUCUAUUAUAGCAGGGCACACCCUCGCUCUCUGUCCGCGCGCGAGUGUAUACAAUGUUCGGCCAUCCCUGGGAACGGCAAUCUGCAAACAGCUGCGUGCGCACGAUAGUGACGCGCACGCAGCUAUGCGCAGGUUGCCUAUCUACAAGCGCAACUUUAAACGUUAAUAACUUUUUAACGAAACUUCAAUCAACAAAUUGCUAUUCUUGAUUUUCGUCUUAUUUUGGCCUCUAGAAUCUCCUAUUAAAAUUUUAAGAUCAAAAUUUUAAUAUUAAUAAUUCACCUAUUAUUUCAUGAAUUUAAACAAAUCUUAAAAAAUCAAUGUGCACGAGUUCAGUAUGAUUUUAAUAAGAUAAUUAACGAGUAAAUAUUCUUAAAUUUGCGUUAUAAUACCACACGUGUUUAACAAGAAUUUUGAACGUAAAUCCUUUUCUUCGAAAGAAUCCAAUUCAGAUCCUAAGAACUCAGGAAGAUGUACGUCUUUUUUGAUUUUUGAUAAAAUAAUUCAGCCACCAGUGAAUGUUUCCGGAAUUAAAAAUUUUAAUGGGGGAUUCUAGAGGCCAAAA
This is a messenger RNA of Colletes gigas, 2287 nucleotides long. RefSeq names its product EF-hand domain-containing family member B-like. The record is from RefSeq and is a predicted model, not a curated record. Lineage: Eukaryota; Metazoa; Arthropoda; Insecta; Hymenoptera; Colletidae. The transcript is spliced from 10 exons. Bases 1 to 1479 code for a protein of 492 amino acids.